Molecule: messenger RNA, 1063 nt
Organism: Vicia villosa (hairy vetch)
Lineage: Eukaryota; Viridiplantae; Streptophyta; Magnoliopsida; Fabales; Fabaceae
Product: borneol dehydrogenase, mitochondrial-like
Exons: 3
Coding region: 88-903 (271 amino acids)
Molecular function (GO): oxidoreductase activity, acting on the CH-OH group of donors, NAD or NADP as acceptor
Source: RefSeq, a predicted model, not a curated record
GUUCAGCUUUAGCAUUCUCAGUGAGAAGAACAAUUAAUCUGCCUUAUAAUUUCUCUUCGGCUAUCCAGAGACGUGAAAAGCUCACCCAUGGCAACUGUUCCGUUGGUUUCUGCUGCUUUCAAAAGGCUUGAAGGGAAGGUUGCUCUGAUUACAGGUGGUGCGAGCGGCAUCGGCGAGGCCACGGCAAGACUCUUCUCUCAAAACGGAGCUAAAGUUGCUAUAGCUGACAUCCAAGACGAUCAAGGUCACGCUGUUUGUCAAGAUUUACACAAAUCAACUGCUUCCUAUGUUCAUUGCAACGUAACAAAUGAAAAGGACGUUGAGAACGCUGUGAACACAACUGUUUCCAAGUACGGUAAACUAGACAUCAUGUUUAACAACGCAGGCAUAACCGGUGUAAACAAUACCAACAUACUUGAAUACAAAUUAUUUGAAUUUCAACAAGUGAUUAACGUUAACUUGGUUGGUGUCUUUCUUGGAACAAAGCACGCUUCAAGAGUAAUGAUCCCUGCCCGACGAGGUAGCAUAAUUAACACAGCUAGUGUUGCUGGAAGCAUAUGUGGUGCGGCUUCACAUGGUUACACGAGCUCAAAACACGCUGUUGUGGGGCUGACGAGAAACUCAGCCGUCGAGCUUGGACGGUUUGGUAUUCGGGUGAAUUGUGUGUCGCCUUAUAUUGUUCUCAUUCCGAUGGCUAAGAAAUACUUAAAGUUAGAUGAUGAUGGGAUUCUAGGGGUUUAUUCUAACCUUAAGGGUACUAAUCUUAUGCCAAAUGAUGUGGCUGAAGCUAAUCUCUACUUGGGAAGUGAUGAAUCUAAGUAUGUUAGUGGUCACAAUCUUGUCGUUGAUGGAGGAUUUACGAAUGUAAACAAUGGAUUUUGUGUCUUUGGACAAUCUGUCUGAAGAUGUGUAUUUUGAUGUGUGUUUAUAUGAAAUUAUUACGGUGGUGGAUAAAAAUAAAUUGGACACGAAGUUAUCAUAAAAUAAUUUUCUCAUACACUUUGUUUAUCAGAAGACUUUUUGAGAUUAGUCAUAAAAAAAAGCCUAUUUAUAUUGGAUGUGA